CGCAUCUCUAUGUAAACACUCCCUGUGUCGUAAGUGCAGCCGGACAUGUGAGGACGAGAUCGUCUGCUGGAAAUCGCGAAGCUGCAGUUAUAGGCCCGAGUGGAUCAGAAUUGACUGAAUAUAUUGCGUUGGUGAGGUAUACCGUGGAAUAAAAUGGCUCAGCAGUUAACCAGUCUCUUCACCCGACUCGGCCAAGUAGGCUUCGGUGUCGCUGUCGUUGGUGGCGUCGUCCAAUCGGCGUUGUAUAAUGUGGACGCAGGGCACCGUGCUGUGAUCUUUGACAGGUUUACUGGUGUCAAGAAUGUUGUAGUUGGGGAAGGCACGCAUUUCUUUAUUCCCUGGGUACAAAGACCAAUUUUAUUUGAUGCAAAGACUAGACCGAGGAAUAUUCCAGUGAUGACUGGAAGUAAAGAUCUCCAGACUGUAAACAUUACAUUGCGUAUUUUAUUCCGGCCGAAAAGUGAAGAACUACCCAAAAUCUACACAACUCUAGGUAUUGACUAUGAAGAUCGUGUAUUGCCAUCUAUCACCACAGAAGUUCUAAAGGCAGUUGUUGCUCGAUAUGAUGCAGGGGAGUUGAUCACUCAGAGAGAAAAGGUUUCCCGCAGUGUUAAUGACCAAUUAGCUGAAAGAGCAGCUCAGUUUGGGUUGAUUCUUGAUGACAUAUCCAUUACUCACUUAACAUUUGGCAAGGAGUUCACCCAGGCUGUAGAGUUGAAACAAGUAGCACAACAAGAAGCAGAGAGGGCUAAGUUUUUGGUUGAUAAGGCAAAACAAGAGAAACUGGCAGCUAUUAUUAGUGCAGAUGGUGAUGCCACAGCUGCCUCACUCUUAGCUAAAGCCUUUCAAGAAGCAGGCGAAGGCCUUGUCGAGUUGAGGAGAAUAGAGGCUUCCGAAGAUAUUGCUUAUAGGUUAUCCAAGAAUCGUGGAGUGAUGUAUCUACCAAACAAUCAAAGUACUCUAUUAAGCAUCCCACCACAAUAAUGGAAGAAUAGAUUGCAGAUUUUGUUAUGCACAAGAUGAAGUGUGCUGAACUGUAGACUGACAAGUAGCCAGACCACUGUGCUCUUGUACGAGAUAUGUUGUAUUUCAUGCACGGUCUGAGGAUAAGUUGCAGUUAACACAGUCCAUUGUAUUGUUUGUCAUAAGUAA
Messenger RNA from Macrobrachium nipponense, 1152 nucleotides. RefSeq names its product prohibitin 1-like. NCBI's taxonomy places the organism in Eukaryota, Metazoa, Arthropoda, Malacostraca, Decapoda, Palaemonidae. The transcript is spliced from 7 exons. Gene Ontology annotation, biological process: mitochondrion organization. Bases 154 to 984 code for a protein of 276 amino acids. The record is from RefSeq and is a predicted model, not a curated record. Gene Ontology annotation, cellular component: mitochondrion; membrane.